Molecule: messenger RNA, 1370 nt
Organism: Paraphaeosphaeria sporulosa
Lineage: Eukaryota; Fungi; Ascomycota; Dothideomycetes; Pleosporales; Didymosphaeriaceae
Exons: 3
Coding region: 360-1328 (322 amino acids)
Source: RefSeq, a predicted model, not a curated record
CUAUUGCUUGCGCCUGGACAGCCGGUCUGCAGCUCCUACAAAACAUACAUCAAAUUCUUCUCGAGCUCAACUCAGGGUCGCCUCGAGAGCUAUCAUAGAGCUUCAUGCGAGUGACGUACAAUAAGAAUGUAUUGUUGCCACCUAAAGCUCCGUGUAACCCUCAGCUCGGGCGGGCAUGCAUUCCUUCCCAAUCAAGCCGCUCAGCCCGAGCCUCACGCCACGGCACUUCCCUUCACUAGAUCCUAUACAAUAUGAUUCACCUCACAGUUGACAGCUUCACCGCAUUGUUACUGUCACGUCAUAUUCACCACUGUGCAAACAUCGGGGGCGCAAGAUAUCGCACCCUGCUUCACCUCAAGAUGCAGUGCAAGGCAUGGCUGCUUCCAGUCACGCUGCUGCAGGGAGUUCUCACUUCCGACGUCGACAUGGAUCCAUUAUCGAACCUCAGGCCCAAUAACAUUUCAGGCUUGAAUUACUAUUUGUACCGCUGGACAGGCUCGUACUAUAAUGGCACUACCACGAUUCGUGUGCAGCCGCAGAAUGCUUUCCAACAGAAAGAAUGUGAAAGAUUUGCACCAGGGCCCAUCAUUGUAUCCUACAACACCUCACUCCUGGCUGUGACGCAGACAAAUGGGCACCUUGUGCAGGAGAACCAUGACGCUGCCAACCCCUUGGCUUUCAGUCUGAGAUUUUGGAACGCCGGAUUGAAGAUUCUGCCAGCUGAGAGCAUGGACACCGGGCCCGUCAGAGAUAUUCAGGAUAUAAGUUCGGACAGGAUGAACACGAAGGAUACACCUGAUGACCCAAAAGCCCCGCCACUAUGGAAUCUUGCAGCUUCCCACAAUGCAGCUCUUGCCUAUUCCUUUACUGGCUAUCGUAACUCGACCACCUCACCACACUCCCUGCGCUUUAACUACACACGAUGUGCUGGUCAUGCACUAGCCUCGUAUAACGGCACAAUCACCGGAACCCAGUCUUUGUCCAUGUCAAACGUUAGUCUCAACAGCGAGCCCAGGGUGAGUGGGCAGUUCAGCAAUGGCAGCGCUUCACUAGAAAUCAAAGGCAUUUAUCAGGGUCAAUCAAUGGAAGGCGCACUACUCACGGGCAACGUAACAAUCAGCUUCAACGGAACGAUUGAUGAGGUGAGAAGUGAUCGGCUGGUACCGAAUACCCAUGACUCGACGCCAAUUUGGCAGUCGACGCUGGGUUACGAAAAAGAUUUGACGGGAAACAGACCUCUGGUUCAGUUGGGCGCCAGCAGUAGUAUGCGGAUCGGUUGGGGCCGGACCAUCGGAGGCUUGGGCUUGAUGGCCCUAUACACCGUGUAAGACGGUGAGGCUCGACAUAGCAAUGUACCCUGUGUUUACAGC